This is a messenger RNA of Leptopilina heterotoma, 1716 nucleotides long. RefSeq lists its product as uncharacterized. The record is from RefSeq and is a predicted model, not a curated record. The transcript has 2 exons. NCBI's taxonomy places the organism in Eukaryota, Metazoa, Arthropoda, Insecta, Hymenoptera, Figitidae. Bases 157 to 1203 code for a protein of 348 amino acids.
UUUGAUACAAUAAUAGUUUAAAAUUUCGGUACUGAGUGACUUUUGUUUAUAAACUUUGAGGUAUAGUUAAGCUGUGUCUGUCGUAUUGACAGCAGUGAGAUUUUCUUUUCUUUUAAUUUUGUAAACUAUAAGAAAAAAGGUGAAAUAUUUUGAAAAAUGUAUGAAAAACGUGAUGAAAUACAUGUUAGAAAAAAAGUUAGACAAGAGAAAAAUUGGAAAGCAAAUGUUAUGAAGUUGGCAAAAAAUAAGGGAAUGGAAUAUAUUUCUACUUCUAAUAAAUUAAUACCGGCAAAGAAAUUUAUUCCUGUCAAAAAAUGUUGUUUUAAGAAGUGUUUUGAGCAAGUUGAUGUUUCACAACAAAAAGGAUUCUUUAAUUUUUUUUGGGAAUCAGCUGGAGAUUAUAAAUCUCAAAAUUUUAUAUUAAAUGGAUUAAUGACGAAGAAGCCAUUUGACAGAAAUCGAGGAACUGUGGUUUUGUGGGAUUAUUCUUUUAUUUUUACAUCAGAGGAAACAUUGCAUGUUCCUGUUUGUCAAAAAUUUGUAUGCAAUUUAAUUAAUAUAAAAAAGGGUAGAUUUACUACAAUUCAAAAAAAAUUGUUGAAUAAUGAGUCACUUGAGGAUCAUCGAGGUACACAUAAUAAUCGUAACUUACGAUUAAAUGAAGAUUUAAAAAAAAUGAUAUACGAACAUUGUAUGUUAAUACCUCACAGUGCAUCACACUAUGCUCAACAAAAAUCAAAAUUACUAUAUUUUGAUAACCCUGAGCUUACAAUCAGGAAGCUACAUAAAUUGUUUCUCGAAUAUCAUUAUAAAAAAACUUGUGAUUCUAAUCCUCCUAUUAGUGAAUCGACUUAUUCCAAAUACAUAAACCAUCAUUUAAAUUUUAGUUUCUCGAAACCUCGCACUGAUGUGUGUAAUUUUUGUUUUGAGCAUCGAAACAGUCCCAAAAGUACAGAAUUUAAAGAACAUAAAACACAUGUUACUAAUCACAAGAUUUUAAAACAAAAAUUAUUAUCUGAUAAAGAUGCGUUAUGCUUAGAAUUCGAUUUCGGGCAAAAUUUACAAUUACCAAAAAUUCCAGUAAACGAACAGUAUUAUAAACGUCUAAUUUCUUUAAAUGUUCUAAAUAUUCACACAUUCGGCAAAAACAAAAAUAGUUAUAUGUAUUUUUUUUAUCGAAAAUCAACUAAAAAAAGGUGCUAAUACAAUUUGUAAUUUUCUAUUUGAUGCCAUAAAACGCGAGCUUCAAUUAAAUCAUUAUAACAAAAUUUAUUUAUUUUCGGACAAUUGCGGUGGCCAAAAUAAAAAUUACUUAUUACUUAACUUCCUUACACUAUUGUCACAAAAAUUACAGUUAGAGAUCCAACAUUUAUAUCCAGUUAGAGGCCACAGCUAUUGUUCAUGUGAUCGAAACUUCGGACUUUAUGGCCAAAAAAGUAAAAAAGCUGAAGUUAUUGAAAUCGAUGAAGAUUACUUUCAACUUAUAAGAAGCGCAAGAAGCCCACCUUUUAUAUUAAUUAAACCAACUGACAUUAUAAUGCAUGAUUUUGAACAAUUAAUACCAAAGAAGUGUACGAUUCCCAAAAAUUUGAAUAUUCGAGAUACUGUUAGAAUUAUUUAUUUUCCCAACAAUCUUGUAAAAGUUUAUCGCGAUUACAAUGAGAAAGUUAAUGAUUAUAUUAUAACUUCGGAGGUAGACUUCGAUGAUUUGCUUAA